Messenger RNA from Vicia villosa (hairy vetch), 3230 nucleotides. RefSeq names its product putative receptor-like protein kinase At3g47110. The record is from RefSeq and is a predicted model, not a curated record. The transcript has 2 exons. The coding region runs from base 14 to 3070 and encodes 1018 amino acids. Gene Ontology annotation, biological process: protein phosphorylation. Lineage: Eukaryota; Viridiplantae; Streptophyta; Magnoliopsida; Fabales; Fabaceae. Gene Ontology annotation, molecular function: ATP binding; receptor serine/threonine kinase binding; protein kinase activity.
CAAAGAAGCAAGCAUGGCUUUGUUUUCUCAUUCACUUCUUCAUAUUUAUGCCUUAGUAAUGAUCCUAAUUGUGCCCUUUGAUUUCAACAACCUUUUGAUUGGUGUAUCAUCAACCACUCUUAGCAUCACCACAGACAAAGAAGCCUUAAUCUCAUUAAUGUCUCAAUUGAGUACUACCAAUGACACUUCUAGUUCUAGUACUAGUUCUCAUCCAUUAUCCUCUUGGAGCCAUAAUUCAUCUCCUUGCAAUUGGACCGGAGUCCUAUGUGACAAGCAUAGCCGAAGAGUGAUUUCCUUAGAUCUUUCAGGCUUUGGACUCUCGGGUAACUUGAGCCCUUAUAUAGGUAACAUCUCCUCUCUUCAGUCCCUACAAUUGCAGAAUAACCAGCUCACAGGAUUCAUUCCUAACCAAAUUACCAAUCUGGACAGUUUGAGAGUUCUAAAUAUGAAUUCUAACAGAUUAGAAGGAAUGCUUCCUUUAAACCUUACCUGCUUAAAUAAGCUCGAGAUUCUUGAUUUGUCCUCAAACAAGAUUGUAAGCAGAAUUCCUGAAGACAUCAGCAGCUUGAAAAAGCUGCAGGUCUUAAAACUUGGAAAGAAUAGCCUCCAUGGUACAAUUCCAGCAGCUCUAGGAAAUAUUUCAUCUCUGAGAAAUAUAAGUUUAGGCACCAACUCUCUUAGUGGCUGGAUUCCUAGUGACUUAGGUAGGCUACACAAUCUAAUUGAGCUUGAUCUCACUAUUAACAAUCUUACUGGGACUGUUCCAUCUGUUGUAUAUAAUUUGUCUUCUCUAGUUAAUUUGGCCUUAGCUGCAAACUCCUUUUGGGGUGAUAUUCCGUAUGAUGUUGGUCAUAAACUUCCCAAACUACUAGUGUUCAAUUUUUGCUACAAUAAAUUCACAGGUAGAAUUCCAGGGUCUUUGCACAACCUUACAAAUAUUAGGGUCAUUCGCAUGCUCUCUAACCUUUUGGAAGGAACGGUUCCGCCUGGUUUGGGAAAUCUCCCAUUUCUUCAACUGUAUAAUAUUGGCCAUAACAGGAUAGUCAGCUCAGGAAUCAAAGGCUUGGAGUUCAUCACAUCAUUGGCAAACAGCACUCAUUUGAACUUUCUAAACAUUAAUGGCAAUAUGCUAGAAGGUGACAUUCCUGGAACCAUUGGCAAUCUCUCCAAGGAUCUCUCAAUUUUAUACAUGGGAGGGAAUCGUUUCAAUGGAAGUAUUCCCUCUUCCAUUGGUCGUCUUAGUGGCUUGAAGUCGUUUAACUUGAGCUACAAUUCAAUUAGUGGAGAGAUUCCAAAGGAGUUAGGAAAGUUAGAGGAACUACAAGAGUUAUAUCUGACUGGAAAUAAGAUAUCAGGAGCUAUUCCAAUCCCCCUUGGUAACUUAAUAAAGUUAAACAAGAUUGAUUUGUCAAGAAAUGAACUUGUUGGUAAAAUACCAUUCAGUUUUCAAAAUUUUCAAAACCUGCUCUACAUGGACUUAUCUAGUAACAAACUCAAUGGAAACAUACCUGCGGAAAUCCUCAACCUCCCAACUUUAAGCAUUGUCUUAAACUUAUCAAACAAUUUUUUGAGUGGACCAAUACCUCAAUUUGGGAAAUUAACUAGCAUUGCCUCCAUUGACUUUUCAAACAACCAAUUGUAUGGCACCAUCUCCAGCUCAAUAGGCAGUUGCUUGAGCUUGGAGAAAUUGUUUUUGGCUAGGAAUAUGCUUUCAGGUUCCAUUCCAAAAGAACUUGGAGAUGUGAGAGCCUUGGAAUCUUUGGACUUGUCCUCCAACCAACUCUUUGGACUCAUUCCUAUUGAACUUCAAAAUCUGCAUGCCCUUCAGCUUUUAAACCUCUCUUACAAUGAUUUAGAAGGAGCCAUUCCUAGUGGUGGAGUUUUCCAAAUUCUCUCUGCUGUCCACUUAGAAGGCAAUAAAAAGCUAUGCUUGAAAUUUGCAUGUGUGCCUCAAGUCCAUAGAAGAGGACAUGUCAGACUUUAUAUCAUCAUAGCUACAGUGGUAAUAUUUGUUGUACUAUGUCUCACAAUUGGCUUGCUACUACUAUAUAUGAAUUACCGAAAGGUGAAGAUAACAGCAAUAGAAGCAUCUAAACAGCUAAAGCCACGGGCUCCAUUGGUCUCUUAUGACGAGCUUCGCUUGGCAACUGAGGAGUUCAGGGAAGAAAAAUUAUUAGGAACUGGGAGUUUUGGGUCAGUUUAUAAAGGACAGCUAUGUCAGGGAAACAUUAUAGCAGUGAAAGUACUUGACACACUAAGAACAGGUUCUUUAAAGAGUUUCUUUGCAGAGUGUGAGGCUAUGAAGAACUCAAGGCACAGAAAUCUUGUUAAGCUAAUCACAUCAUGCUCUAGUGUUGAUUUUAGAAAUAAUGAUUUUCUGGCUUUGAUCUACGAGUACUUAAGUAACGGGAGCUUGGAAGAUUGGAUUAAGGAGAGGAGAAAGCAUGGAAAUGGAAACGGUUUGAACCUUAUGGAGAGACUAAAUAUAGCUAUAGAUGUUGCUUCUGCAUUAGAUUACCUGCACAAUGACAGUGAAACUCCAAUUGUGCACUGUGAUAUUAAGCCGAGUAACAUUCUCCUGAAUGAAGAUAUGACUGCAAAGGUUGGAGACUUUGGUUUGGCUAGGUUACUGAUUCAAAGAUCAAACAAUCAAUUUUCCAUUAGUUCCACUAAUGUCCUUAGAGGUUCAAUCGGUUACAUACCUCCAGAGUAUGGAUGGGGAGAGAAAGCGUCUGCAGCAGGAGAUGUAUAUAGUUUUGGGAUAGUGAUACUAGAGCUCUUCUCUGGGAAGAGUCCACAAGAUGAUUGCUUCAGUGGAGGCCUGAGCAUAGCAAAAUGGGUGCAAUCAGCAUUCAAAAACAAGACUGUUCACGUCGUUGACCCUCAGCUUCUAUCCCUCAUUUAUGAUGAGGACUCUGCUAGAGACACCAAUCUACAAAUUCAGUGUGUGGAUGCAAUUAUGGGAGUUGGCAUGUCCUGCACUACAGACAAUCCACAUGAUCGCAUUGGCAUUAGAGCUGCUGUUUGCCAACUAAAAGCUGCCAUGGACUUUCUUCUGAAUAAAAUCUGAUAUUAAGAGUCCUAAGGGACUUUCUUCUGAAUAAAUACUUGUAUUAUGAUAUAUAGUAAAAAUUGAUAUGCAUCUCUACCACUGCAAUUAGAUAGCAUGGUUGACUUUGCUUAAUACAAUAAAGGUGAUUUCUGGGAAUUUGAGUGCUCUGUGCAACUUU